This is a messenger RNA of Sitophilus oryzae (rice weevil), 1113 nucleotides long. Its product is annotated as phosphoglycolate phosphatase 1B, chloroplastic-like. The transcript has 5 exons. Gene Ontology annotation, molecular function: phosphatase activity. The coding region runs from base 116 to 1048 and encodes 310 amino acids. The record is from RefSeq and is a predicted model, not a curated record. Gene Ontology annotation, cellular component: cytoplasm. NCBI's taxonomy places the organism in Eukaryota, Metazoa, Arthropoda, Insecta, Coleoptera, Curculionidae.
UCUAUUUUUGUUAUCUGAGCUGUUUAAAUAAUAUCUUUAAUAUACAACACACCAGUCACAAAGAGGCUGCUUUUAUUCUCAGUGUGAAUAUUAUCGUCUAUUAGAAGUUAAGACGAUGUCUAGUUUUAAAUAUUUAAGUGAAAUUAGUGAAAACGAAUUAAAGAAAUUGAUACAGUCGAUAGAUACAGUAUUUUUUGAUGUAGAUGGAGUUUUAACAUUGAGUACUACGCCGAUUCCAGGAGCCAAGGAGUGCGUUGCCAAAUUGAGAAAGUUAGGAAAACGUAUCGGAUUUGUCACAAAUAACACUUUUUCUUCUGUAGAGUUGUUAAUGAAAACUUUGGAUCAUUGUGAACCAAAAGAGGAUGAAAUCAAUACGCCCAAUACUGUCGUCGUUUCAUUUUUGAAGGAUAUCAAUUUCAACAAAGAUAUUUAUUUGAUUGGAAGCACUUUGUUAAGGAGUAUGCUGAUCGAAGCUGGUUUUAGCGUUGUACGAUUUGAGGACUUGAAUAAUGAGCUCAAAGGAGAAAACUAUGGCCACUUGUUGGAACUAAUAGAGGAGACGGUGGCUUCUUGCAAAAAUGUGGGAGCCAUGGUACUGUGUUUUGACUUUAAUUUCAACCAUUUGGCUUCUCAGAUUGCCACGUCUAUUUUGCAGCACUAUCCUGAUGUGCUGCUUCUGAGUGGUUUGACAGACGAUAUAGGACCCUUGACGAAAAAGUUUACAGCAGUAGGUUCAAAGUAUUAUAUAGAUGGUAUUCAGAGAUGGACAAAUAGGCAAUGUAUUCAAAUGGCAAAGCCUGGUUUAGCUUUCAAGGAUGUGUUGAUAUCGAAAUAUGGAAUUACUGAUCCCAGUCGCGUCUUAUUCAUUGGCGACAAUUUGGCUAGUGACAUUGCUUUUGCUAAAAACGGACCUUUUAAAACCAUACUGGUGUUGUCUGGCGUAACAUCAAAAAGUGAUGUGGAGAAUCCAGAAUUAUCAGAUGAUAAAAAACCUGACUAUGUAGCUGACAGUCUAGCAGAACUUUAUAAGAGAAUAGCGCAGUAUUAAUAUAUAAUUUUUUUUUGUAAAAAUAAUUUUAUGUAACACAUAUCGAAUAAAAGUCGAGUUUUAUU